AUGCUCGCGGAGUCGUCCAUGCCAGAGCGACGUCUGUCGCCUGGCCCCUCGCCCAACCUGUCCUCCAACAAUCCCUUCCGCAACAGAGCCACCUCACCCGCCUUCCCCUCUCCCGCCUUCCCCUCGCCCGCCAACCAGUCGGACCGCUCGAGCUCCGCCAGCAGGCCCAUGUCGCGCAACCCCUUCCUGUCCACCUUCGAGGCCGAGUUCAACAAGGAGGCCAAGAAGACGACGGACCUCAUCGACAUGUCGGCCAACAUGAGGGCCUCACCCAAGAAGGCCUCAUUCAACAACGGCUCGGCCGCCGAAGAGCUCUUUAAGAACCUCACAAUCGACGAUGACGACGACAGACGGCGUGCACCGCCACGCCCCAUGCCCAACCGCAGCGGUACCGACCCCCGCGCCGGCCACCGCCCAUCGCGCUCAGACGAGGAGAGGGACAGGCUGCGAGGCGCUCCCCGCGGCCCACCUCGACCCCGCGGCCCUCCCGAGCCUCGCCGGCCCAUGCAGAGCAGCCCCGACCGCCGAGAGCGCCGCCCGCGCAGGAACUCGGACUCGUCCAUCAUCGACAAGGCCGCCCAGGAGAAAGAAGACCGCAGGCGCCGUGAGCGCCGCCGCGAACGAGAGGACCGCGAACGAGACGGCAAAUCCGGCAGCACCGCAAAGAAGGUGCGCAAGCCUCAGGGCCUCGACCUCAUCGACAAGCUUGACGUCACUGGCAUCUACGGACCCAGCAUGAUUCAUCACGACGGGCCCUACGACGCCGUCCAGCCGCACCGCAACCGGAAGAAGGACCAGCGCGCUCCCAUGCACGCCUUCCCCGUGGGCUCGGCGAACAACUCACUCGGUGGCUCGGGGCCUCUGAACGCCAAGAUCGAUCUUGACAGGAUCCACGGCAGAGGCGCAGAGGGCUUUACAGACUUUGGAGGCGCAGAGAGCGAGUGGAAGAAGCCUCGCCCCGAAGGCGAGUUCAGCGCAAAGGGCCGCGAAGAUAUCGUGCACGGCCAGCCGACACACGGCCUGGGCACGUCCACCUUCCUCGAGGGGGCGCCUGCAUCACGCACUGCGGUCGAGCAAGAUUUUGAGCAGAAAAGGGCAAACGAGAUUAACGGUCUGGGACGCAAGAAGUCCAUUGCCCAGCGCUUCCGCGGAAUCUCGCAGCCGAGGCGCCAGUAUGGCGAUGGACCACGCAUUCAAUCCCCCGACGCUCGAUACGGUGGCCCUUCCAGCCCACAGGGCCCCUACAGCGCUGGAUCCCUGGCUCAGAACAAAGCGGCCGAAAUGAAUCCGUUCUUCGAUGAAUACAACAAGGCGUAUGAAAGCAAGGGCGCGGCGAUCAAGACUACAGAUUCUAGCUACAAGGAUGACUCUCCGCCCCGUGUUCCCCUGCACCGCGCAGUAACCACUGACAGCGCAGGAUCGCUGGGUGAGUCGAAGCCCACUGGUUUCCUUGGCCGCAUGAAAAGCAUAAAGGGCGGGCGUAGACGACAAGCUUGA
Ascochyta rabiei is the source of this 1497-nucleotide messenger RNA. RefSeq lists its product as uncharacterized. The record is from RefSeq and is a predicted model, not a curated record. Bases 1 to 1497 code for a protein of 498 amino acids. The transcript has 3 exons. Gene Ontology annotation, cellular component: cytoplasm. NCBI's taxonomy places the organism in Eukaryota, Fungi, Ascomycota, Dothideomycetes, Pleosporales, Didymellaceae.